UCACCUGCCGCAUCCCUGUCGUUCUGCACAACCUGAGGGGUUACGAUUCGCGUCUCAUCAUGCAAGGGCUCGGAAAGAUUAAAGACACACCCAUCUACUGCAUUCCCAACAAUAUUGAGAAAUACAUAUCUUUCUCUCUGGGAAAACUGGACUUUAUCGACUCUCUGCAAUUCAUGAACGCGUCAUUGGACAGGCUGGUCUCUAAUCUGGCCAAGGAAGGGAGAGACAAGGAAGGGAGAGACAAGGUCCCUUUGUUAUUGAGAAAGGGGGUCUAUCCUUAUGACUAUAUGGAUAAGUUCCAGGAAUUACAACUCCCUCCCAAAGAAGCAUUUUAUAGUAAACUGAAAGAAGAACCAAUCAGCGACGAGGAUUAUGAACAUGCACAAACAGUGUUCGCUGCCUUCCAACACCAGAACCUUGGAGACUUCCAUGAUUUAUACCUUCUCUCCGAUGUGCUUCUCUUAGCCGAUGUCUUUGAAAACUUCCGGAGUAUCUGCCUAAGCUACUAUCAACUAGACCCCGCCCAUUUCUUCACCUCGCCUUCUUUAGCUUGGGCUGCCUGUCUUAAGAUGACCGGGGUGGAGUUGGAGCUACUGACCGACCCAGAUAUGUACUUGUUCGUAGAGGAGGGGGUACGAGGCGGGAUAUCGAUAAUCAGUAACCGAUAUGCGAAGGCUAACAAUCCAUACGUCCCUGGUUACCUGGCAUCCCUAGACACCAAUUAUAUCACGUACCUCGAUGCUAAUAACCUUUAUGGAUGGGCAAUGAGUCAGCCUCUCCCUAAAAGCGACUUUGCUUGGCUAUCGGAACAAGAGAUACGCGAUUUUGACGUGAUGGGCGUGGCUGAUGAUAGUGAGGAGGGCUUCAUUCUAGACGUAGAUCUCGAGUAUCCCAAAGAGCUCCAUGACCAGCACUCCGACUAUCCUCUGGCACCUGAGAAGAGGAAGGUGUCUGCUGACAUGCUGUCCCCUUACUGUCAGCAGCUCAAUGAGGAGCUUCAUCUCGGCGGCGCACUCGUCCCUAAACUCGUCCCCAAUCUCCAGUACAAGUCGCGCUACAUACUCCACUAUCGUAACCUCAAGAUGUACCUCAACCUUGGCACGAAGCUAACCAAGAUUCACCGUGUCUUAGGGUUCACACAGAACACCUGGCUAAAAGAAUAUAUCGAUUUUAAUACUGAAAAAAGGAAACAAGCGGUUAACGACUUUGAGAAGGAUUUCUUUAAGUUGAUGAAUAAUGCAGUCUUCGGGAAGACUGUGGAAAACUUGCGCAAGCGGGUGAAUGUCAAACUAGUCACAGAGAAAAAGAAACUAAUCAAGCUGAGUGCAUCUCCCUCCUAAGACUCUUUUCGCAUCUUCUCUGAAGACCUCGCCGCCAUUAACAUGAAGAAAACCAAGCUCUACUUGAAUCGCCCGAUAUAUGUGGGAUUCUCUCUUCUUUACCUUUCGAAAGUACUGAUGUACGACAUUCAUUACAAACACAUGAUUGCUAAAUACGGGUCUUGCUGUAACCUCUUGUUCACUGACACGGACAGCCUCUGCUAUAGUGUCGAGACUACGGACAUCUACCGCGAUUUCCUAAUCCCUUGGCUGGUUCGCACGUUGUAGACCUAGUGAGUGACUUUUUAAAAGCAAGAAAAGGAUUUGACCCAGUGGGUUGGGAAACCUUUGCCCGAGGCUUAGAGGAGGAGGCGAGGAUGAACACGCCGGAGGACCUAGUACGUAAUCAAGCCCGAAGGAUGGUGAUGCGAGAUCACAAGGCAGGAAAAGAAGCACUCCCUUCCUAUACACCGCUAGGAGCCACGCCCUCGGGACCUGAACGAAGUAACAAUUGAAACGCCAAAAAACGGCUUAGACAGCGAUGGUUAAACUUGUAAUAGUCUCUGAAUAAACAACAAUGUUCACAA
Molecule: messenger RNA, 1906 nt
Organism: Nematostella vectensis (starlet sea anemone)
Lineage: Eukaryota; Metazoa; Cnidaria; Anthozoa; Actiniaria; Edwardsiidae
Exons: 2
Coding region: 60-1340 (426 amino acids)
Biological process (GO): DNA replication
Molecular function (GO): nucleotide binding; DNA-directed DNA polymerase activity; DNA binding
Source: RefSeq, a predicted model, not a curated record